GUGACUAGAAUUCGUUUCUUCUAGCGUAAAGCUUCCUCCUUUCUCCUCCUCCUCUGUUUUCAUCUCCCUGAAACAAUGGAAAGAAUCAUGAUAAAUCCAUUGUUAUCAAUCCAAAACUCCCCAACCAAGUUCUUGAAACCACCACUUUCGUCCAUUCACAGGCGAAAACAACUACAAGAGAGGCAGAGCAAUAACAAUACCCUUUUCAUGGUGGAAACCAAACCAAGAAGGGCGACGACACUCGCAUGUCUCUCGAUAAGGAGAAGGAGAAACAACAAUGGUGUGUCUGAAUUUGAAGAAACGGCGAGGUUUGAACAAGUGGGUGGUAAAGGAAUCUCGGUUUUGUGUGGGUUAGGUUAUUGGGUACAAGGAUCAAGGUGUUUCCCAUGGCUUGCACUUAACUUCCAUAUGGUUCAUAGCCUCGCACUCCAACCAUCCACUCUUCAGCUUGUGCAAUACUCUUGCAGUCUUCCCAUGGUGGCUAAACCUCUCUACGGUGUUCUCUCAGAUGUUCUUUACAUUGGAAGUGGUCGUAGAAUUCCUUACAUCGCCAUUGGAGUGUUUCUGCAGGUUUUAGCAUGGGGUUCAAUGGGGAUAUUUCAAGGAGCUAGAGAAGUUCUUCCUUCUCUUGUGGCAUUUGUCCUGCUUAGCAACCUUGGAGCAUCCAUCACUGAGGUUGCAAAAGACGCUCUUGUUGCGGAAUAUGGUCUGAGAUAUCGAAUAAACGGUCUCCAGUCGUAUGCGCUCAUGGCUUCAGCAGCUGGUGGAGUCCUUGGAAACUUACUUGGAGGAUAUCUCUUACUCACAACACCUCCUAAGAUCUCCUUUCUUGUAUUCGCUGGUUUGUUGUCUCUGCAGCUUGUUGUUUCUUUAUCUUCCAAAGAAGAAUCUUUCGGCUUACCACGGAUAGCAGAGACAAGCUCGGUUUUGGAGGGCGUCAAAACACAGAUAUCGAAUCUUAAGGAAGCAAUUCAGGCAGACGAAAUCUCCCAGCCUCUUAUCUGGGCAGUAGUAUCCAUUGCAAUGGUCCCACUUCUCUCGGGAUCAGUCUUCUGUUACCAAACUCAAGUUCUAAACCUUGAUCCUUCGGUUAUUGGAAUGUCGAAAGUGAUAGGACAAUUGAUGCUUCUUUGUCUAACCGUGGUCUAUGAUCGAUACUUGAAGACACUUCCCAUGAGACCACUGAUCCAUAUCAUCCAACUCUUGUACGGUUUAUCGAUUCUCCUCGACUUUAUCUUGGUGAAGCAAAUAAAUCUCGGAUUUGGAAUCUCCAAUGAGAUUUAUGUGCUGUGUUUUUCCAGCUUAGCAGAAAUCCUUGCACAGUUUAAGAUCCUUCCAUUUGCAGUCAGAUUAGCCAGUAUGUGUCCACAGGGGUGUGAAGGAUCAGUCACAUCUUUUCUUGCUUCAACUCUGUGUCUAUCACAAAUAGUAAGCGCAUUCUUAGGCGUCGGAUUGGCUAAUCUGAUAGGUAUAACAUCAAGUAACUAUUCAAACCUGUCUUCAGGGAUUCUCAUACAGUCUCUAGCUGCUUUGAUGCCUUUGUGCUUCAUGCACUUUGUGCCAAUGUCAGAACCUGUGAUUGAGAAAGAAAGAAAAAGAGGUAUAAGUAAGAGAAGCAGGAGAAACAGACGAGUCGGGAGAGUAGUCGAUAAAGAAAAUGUUGAUUAUCGACGGGAAAGAGAGUCAGAAGAAGCACAGAGAUAGUGUAAGUAUAGUUAAAUCACAAAUUAGAAUAGUUAUGUAUAGCGAAAACCCAAUUGUUACCAAGAAGGAUAUAUACUUUGUCUAUAUACUGAGAUUUUCCCUUUUCUCUGUUUCUUGCUGUUGCCAAAAGAAGCUAUUAUUGCCAAGUAUAUACUUUGUCUUUUGGCCACUUCUCUACAUUACAAAUCCUGAGAUCAUCUUAUUUGAAGAUGUUCUUAAACGAAACAUGUUCCGACACUUUCUCUUAGAA
Molecule: messenger RNA, 1954 nt
Organism: Arabidopsis arenosa
Lineage: Eukaryota; Viridiplantae; Streptophyta; Magnoliopsida; Brassicales; Brassicaceae
Source: the annotation of a GenBank genome assembly